Penicillium subrubescens is the source of this 2067-nucleotide messenger RNA. RefSeq lists its product as uncharacterized. Gene Ontology annotation, biological process: regulation of DNA-templated transcription; DNA-templated transcription. Lineage: Eukaryota; Fungi; Ascomycota; Eurotiomycetes; Eurotiales; Aspergillaceae. The record is from RefSeq and is a predicted model, not a curated record. Gene Ontology annotation, molecular function: DNA-binding transcription factor activity, RNA polymerase II-specific; DNA binding; zinc ion binding. The transcript is spliced from 5 exons. The coding region runs from base 1 to 2067 and encodes 688 amino acids.
AUGAACGGUUCGGACUCGCUGAGGCCACUCAGGCCCUCAAUAGAGGGUUCUUCGAGAGUCCUUCUCGAAGACUCGAUUUCAAGGCGGAGGAAUGUCCGCACAGCAUGCACUACGUGCAAACGGCGCAAGUUGAAGUGCUCGGGUCAGGCACCCUGCGUCAACUGUCUCAAGACGGGGGCAUCAUGCGACAUCGACGAGGAUGGCGACCAGCGUCGGAAGCAUGUUCUCAAACGAAAACUCGACUCACUGGAGGAGAAAGGCCAGCUUCUGGAUCGACUCAUUGCCACCCUCCAGGAAAGCGACAGAAUCUACGCUGCGCAAAUAACCAAUCUCAUUCGCAGCCAUGCGUCGUUGGACGAGAUCAGAACCUUCAUGGACGAUCUGAUGGAACGACCUCGGUUGGAAAAGACCCCAGAACUUAUCGAUGCAUGUCAUAGUAUUGAACAGUGGCACGAGUCGCAAAAACGAGUGAUUCGUACCAGGUCCGAGCCGAAACAAUUGCAAUUGUCUGACAUGCCGCUCUUCCGAGUACCCGCACAUCCAUGGACGAGUGUCACAGAAGACGAUGACUUCGUGUCACAUUUGAUAUCUCUGUGGUUCACCUGGGCACAUCCGUUCCUAAACUGGAUUGAUAAGGAUCUCUUCAUCCGAGAAAUGCAAACAGGAUCGAUAGAUUCUGAGUUUUGUUCUCCUUUCUUAGUCAAUAUCAUUCUUGCAGAUGCCUGUGCAUACUCCGACUACCCCGAGGCAUACGCCGUCGCAGCCGAGCAGUGGUCACGAGGACUCCACUUCUAUAAAGAGGCUAAACGGUAUUUCGAGAAAGAUCUCAAUACAGGAAGGAUCGCGACUCUCCAAGGCAUGGGUGUCCUAUACUUGUGCACAUGCCUAAUCGGUAGGGACCGGAUCGGGUGGAGGUACCUGAGUGACCUCGCAUACGGAGUGCACGAACUGGCUGAACAGCGCAGACCACCGCCCGAAGAUGCUGACCAGGAGACACUUGAAAAAUUGAAAGCAGCAGACCAUACGAUCUGGGGACUUUUCACGUUAUCCUCGAUGACCGCAUUCUCAUAUCAAAGGACCGCUUUGAUCAAGGUGCCAAAGAUACCUUGUCCACCCCUUGGCCGUGAUGUCCAUCGUGAAAAGUGGUCCAACUAUCCCGUCCAAUCAGAAAACACUAAAGCGCACACUCAGUGUUUGUCAAAGGCCCUUAAUGAUGUGAGCCUCAUCACGCAUGACCUGACUUGGUUAUUGUUCAAUCGCAGUGAUGGACAGCAAACCCUCAAUGCUGAGUUUGUUAAAGCAGCAGAAAAUGCAUACAGUCGUCUGUGUGCGUGGUACGAUAAGUUCCCGAACUGUUUGGGGACGAGCAAUGCCACGCCACAUGUUUUGAGUCUCCAGUCCGUUACUCUUUCCCCGGGAGAGACCAAUCAACCCGAGCUGACCAGAAUCAAUGCCAGUCUCAAAUACCACACCAUUAUCCAGACAUUGUUCGGCGUCUUGAAGGAUCUCCCGAAAGCCGAGGGCUGUGACGAGGGUGAGGAGUGGCUGCUUAAAACUCGUCUACGAGCCCAGGAGCGGUGUAUCCAAUCGGCCCAGGCAAGCGGAGACUUGAUCGACAUCCAUUGCGACUUAUGGGGCCUAGAUCAAAUGCCACCUGCCAAUGUACAGUGGGUAACUGUGUCCAUGUUCACUCUCCUGCCGUACUUGGAGGACAAUGAGAGAAACUGCAAAGCCUUUACCAGCUUGAGCAUCGCGGCGAAGGCGUUCUCGAGUCGCUGGUCAUUGGGCAAGGGCAUGCUGCGGUUGUUCCAAGUAACAUCCAAGCAGAUGGAGAUAAAGCUGCCAACUGAAACAGAUGCACUCUUCACCGACUUCGAGACGAAUACCUGGAGCCGCGAGGACCGCAAGAUUCUCAGUAGCCAGUACCCCAACUUUAUCAACUCAAUGAAGGGUGCGCAGGUGGAUGAGGUCGAGCUCGAUAUGUUCUUGAACAAAUUCGACGAAUUGCAUCUCGAUGAUGAUGGUCAAGGCUCAGAGGGUUCGAUCGAGGUGAGGGUGGAGCUAUAA